This is a messenger RNA of Pocillopora meandrina, 2782 nucleotides long. Lineage: Eukaryota; Metazoa; Cnidaria; Anthozoa; Scleractinia; Pocilloporidae. The record is from the annotation of a GenBank genome assembly.
AUGUUUACAGCGCAGAACAUUGAGCAACAUCCUCGUUCUUUUCUUCCUGUAAGUUCUUGAGAAAUAUGAAAAAUAAAUAUAUAUGCUUAGCUUUGGGUUAAAUCCAUAAAUUCAUAACAAAAGCUUUCCUCCGGGCAGAGGAUUUGAAAUCAAAUCACAGAAAAAUAUUCCGCAGAUUCGAACACCAAACUUAGCUUCCGUCAGUAAAUCAAAAAGGUGUGUGACCGUUUUUUUUUUUGUUUUUUUUGUGAAUCGCGUGGGUAGUUCUGAAUAGAUAAAAUUAGACGAGGAAAAUUAAUUUAAAACAUAAUUUUAUAACAUCCUGUGCCGUGAUGAAGAAAUGAAUUUUUUCCGAAGAAAAACUUAGUCGCAAGGCACCAGUAAGACAAAAUAUAGUUUUAAGUUAAAGCAACAUUCAACGAAAGUGAAAAAGUUGUCGGUCGCUGGUCACUUUUGAGAUCUGUGACUCAGCGUGUCGCGUGAUAUUUUGCGAGGCGUUUUUGUGCGGUGCGUGUUCUACCGUCAUGAUGUGCGUGGGUGUGCACGGAGGUAAGAAUAGGCGCAUCAUUUCAACAUUUGCAUUUGGUGUUGUUAGACGGACGUGACGAGAAGAGCGGCUUUUUCAAAGGAAUGAAUUGUUAUGAAUAUCGGGCACUAUAAAUGCAAUCUUGCACUCUUUCCUAAAAGGCGGAUAACAUAAGUUACAUAUAUCUUGUGCUGGAUUCCCUCGUUUUAACCAAGUAAGUGGUAUGAAACACACCCUAAUUGCCUCUGGUAAUGAUAUCUGACUCUACUGUAAUAUUCAUGACCGAUAGUAGAAAAUGCGGCGUAGUUCAUAGACCUUAAACAGCCAAUUAAGGGCUGAGAUAGUUUUUUUUUUUGCUGAGUUAGUUAUGUUACUCGAGGCCAGAAGAAUUUGUGUGCCGAUUUGAAUUUUUUUUAUUACUACUUGGCUCGUUACUGACGUAUCAAGACAGUAUUUAAAUUAAUCAAAUGCGUUUUCUGCAAAUCAAUGACGCAUUUGGCUCCUCAGUAGUACAAUUCAACUUCCUACACUCAUUGAUUUCAAAACUUUCUAUUUUAUUAAUAAGAUAAAAAGACGCAAAAGGCCUUUAUUGGUAUCUCUUCAUCCAGUAAACAUUUUUUGGUACGGUAAAUAUCACUGCGGGAGCGUAUCUUUUCUUUGCGGGAUGCGGUCAUGAAACGUAACUCAGGUCAUUCUACAAUGUAGUUGGGUAGUGGUAAAGAUUGGAAAAUUAACCAAUAAUGCACAAUCGAUAGACUCUAUUACUUAAAAACGAAUUUUUUAUUUUCAUGUCCACUGAACCUUGAUCGUUUAAGAUACUAGCCGUGUAACCAUCAAGAAUUUCGCAUGUUAACUAUCGACCCACGAACAGAACUUGGCUUCUUAACGAAAUAAAACUCAGAGUUUAGGGCUACUGAGGCUGAUCAAGAACGGCUCAAAGCGUAUACAAAUAGUACAAUGACUGUUUUGAGAGGAAGAACGAUCUCUGUAGUUUCUGUUGAAUUCAAAGUUCUACUGGAAAGACUUUCCGAAUGCGUGUUAGGAGAUGUUGUCUAAACUUCCAUUGUACCCUCGUUAUUUGUUAGUGUGAAAUAUCUGACUAUGGCGCGCGGGCUUUAAGUAAUAAUAAAAAACAUUUGGUAAGAUAAACUGUAAAGACGACGGUUUUUAGUCAAUGACACAGGCAUUGUGAAACAAAUUUUGCGAACUAACCCAACGAGACAAAAAAGUAGAACCAGUAACCUUUCGCUUUAACCUUCAGAUGCUCUACCAUUACUUACAGCAAAUUCUUGGGUGGUGCCCCGUUUAAAUUUUGAAUCAAUGAGUAAUAAUAUUAAUAAUUAAAAUGACAAUCAUACAUUAAAGUAAUCACAAUCCAAAACAUUCUGUGUCUCGCCAGGAUUCCGGCAUUUGCUAUCACGGAAAUGAAGGCUACUUUUUAAUAUGAUUAAAGUGAAAGAUUAUGAUGCUUUUCAGUCAGUCACACAGACCCAGCUUUGACAACUUUUGCUCUCUUGUCCAUGAUACUCGUAAGGAAAAAAUUCUGACUAAGAGGAUAUCGAACCUCUGAUCUUCCGAUAAGUGCUUCUGUCAUUCUUCCUCUGAAUUCUUCCAACGACGUAAUCGAGGUAAAUUUGAUCACUGUGCUUUCACUACUCCUGCUGUAACAAUGGAACCAGUCGAACCCGACUUCAGUUCAUCAUGUUCUACAUACCAUAACCCAAACUCCCUCGUAAAUUUUAAAGAAUUUAUACUCUGAAUUCAUUAAGCCCUGUUACAUAAAAGAAUAUAACGAGCUUAAUAUUCUUGUCUUUUUUCAGCAUGCCAACCUCCGAAAGAGGAUUGUUUUCUGCAAUUUUACUUGGUCUCAUUUUAGUGGUCUCAGAGCCUACAACUGCUGAAGCCUCGGGAAGACACAGAUUGCCCACAUCGAAAGGCGGCAUCACUGUUCCAAUCACACCUCAAGAAAUUGGCCAAGCAUGGUGUAAAACGAAGCCGAUACGACAAACGAUUCGCAAGCGCGGUUGUGAGUCCAAAAUGGUUGAGAACAACAUGUGCUACGGACAGUGCCGAUCGUUCUACAUCCCAAUUCGUAAAGGUGCUUUUGAAUCCUGCUCGUUCUGCACACCUGUCAAUUCUACAACAUUAAAGGUUGUGCUGAAUUGUCCGACCAGGAAAAUUAAGAAAGUUGUCAAAAACGUUAAAAUCAUCACGGAAUGUAGUUGCCGAGUGUGCGCGAGUUUGAGGUACAUAUAA